Pseudomassariella vexata is the source of this 1758-nucleotide messenger RNA. Its product is annotated as alternative NADH-dehydrogenase. Lineage: Eukaryota; Fungi; Ascomycota; Sordariomycetes; Amphisphaeriales; Pseudomassariaceae. Gene Ontology annotation, molecular function: NADH dehydrogenase activity. The transcript is spliced from 3 exons. The record is from RefSeq and is a predicted model, not a curated record. Bases 1 to 1758 code for a protein of 585 amino acids.
AUGGCUUCAUCAUCGCGAGCCUUGACCCGCCUCUCUGCCACUGGAGCUCCCCAGAAGAAGCUUGCGGGAGGAGCUGUCGCAAACUUCGCGACGACGUCACCUGCGCGUAAACCCGCAUUUCCGUCCGCCCUCAUCACACGCACGCGAUCGACCGUCUCGCGUCAAUUCACGAGAGGAUAUGCAGACGUGCCGCCUACCGUCCCAGCUCGGCCCGGCAAGUGGUCGAGAAGGUUACGCGGUACCGUCAGAUGGUCCUGGCGCUUGACCUACCUGUCUCUAAUCGGCGGUACUGCUUACAUUAUCUACGAUGGUUACGAUGCCCGCCAUCCAGAAGAGCAGUACAACCCCGAUCCCCACAAGAAGACAUUGGUUAUUCUCGGCACCGGCUGGGGCUCUGUUGCUCUCCUGAAGAAGCUUGACACGGAAAACUACAACGUGGUUGUCGUGUCGCCGCGCAAUUACUUCCUGUUUACGCCCCUCCUCCCGUCAUGUACAACCGGUAACAUUGAGCACCGCUCCAUCAUGGAGCCGGUGCGCCAGAUUCUGCGUCACAAGAAGGCGGCUGUCAAGUACUACGAAGCUGAGGCUACUCAUAUCGACGCCGAGAGAAAGGUCAUCAAGAUAUCCGACAGCAGCGAGAUCAAGGGCGUCAUCAACGAGACGGAGGUUCCCUACGACAUGCUGGUCAUUGGUGUUGGUGCCGAGAAUGCCACUUUUGGUAUCCCUGGAGUGCGCGAGCACAGUUGCUUCCUCAAAGAGAUCCGCGAUGCCCAGGCCAUUCGCACCAAGAUCAUGGAUUGCGUUGAGACUGCUGCGUUCAAGGAUCAAGCCUCUGAUGAGAUCGACCGUUUACUGCACAUGGUUGUCGUAGGAGGAGGUCCCACCGGUGUUGAGUUCGCCGGAGAGCUGCGCGAUUUCUUCGACGAGGACAUCAAGAAACUGAUCCCCGACAUCGCUGACCGCUUCAAGGUGACGCUGGUGGAGGCACUGCCCAACGUCUUGCCCAUGUUCAGCAAGCAGCUCAUUGACUACACCGAAAGCACCUUUAAGGAGGAGCACAUCGAGAUUAAGACGAAGACCAUGGUGAAGAAAGUGACUGACAAGACUAUCGAGGCUGAUGUUACCGGCCCCGAUGGCAAGAAGGAGAAGAUCACGAUUCCCUAUGGUCUUCUUGUCUGGGCCACUGGCAACGCCCUGCGACCUAUUGUCAAGGACCUCAUGUCCCAGAUUCCCGCCCAGAAAGAUUCGAGACGCGGUCUAGCCGUCAACGAAUAUCUCGUUGUUCAAGGCGCCCGUGACAUCUGGGCCGUAGGUGACUGUGCCGUCGCAGGAUAUGCGCCCACGGCCCAAGUCGCUUCGCAAGAAGGAGCUUUCCUCGCCCGUCUGUUCAACAACAUGGCCAAGACUGAGUCUUUGGAGUCCGAGAUCCACGAGCUGAGCUCGACCCUGAACAUCAAGCCUGGCAAUGCUGCCGAGGUUACGCAGGAGAUCGAAGGUUGUGAGCGCCAACUCCGACGGAUUAAGGAUAUCAAGCCAUUCCACUACUCGCACCAGGGCAGCUUGGCGUAUAUUGGUAGCGAUCGUGCCGUUGCUGAUGUUUCGUGGUUCAAUGGCAACCUCGCCUUUGGCGGCAACCUGACGUACUACUUCUGGAGGAGUGCGUACUUGAGCAUGUGUUUCAGCACCCGCAACCGAGUGCUCGUCGCCUUGGACUGGGUCAAGGCCAAGAUAUACGGCCGGGAUGUUUCCCGUGAAUAA